Aspergillus fischeri NRRL 181 is the source of this 912-nucleotide messenger RNA. Its product is annotated as DUF3632 domain-containing protein. The transcript is spliced from 2 exons. The record is from RefSeq and is a predicted model, not a curated record. The coding region runs from base 1 to 912 and encodes 303 amino acids. NCBI's taxonomy places the organism in Eukaryota, Fungi, Ascomycota, Eurotiomycetes, Eurotiales, Aspergillaceae.
AUGGACUCUGAAUAUGAGGCUUUUAUCACGGCACAGAGCCGGAAAAAAUACCCCGCACCUGCAAGCAUGCUCUCAGCAAUCAAGUCACUUUUGGCGGAUCCUUCCACUCCACCAUCCGCGGCAGCUCGAGAAGCAGUGUCGUGCUACAUCCAAGAGACUAACCCAGACCCCGACUACACAUCACUAUGGCCUCUCCUUUUUGCAACUAUCGGUAAAUUCACUGAUCAGAACGACCGCCUGGUGGACUUUAUUGCAGAGCUGCACAGUCUGACUGAGUGCAACGGAGCCUUUAGUCGACUGGAUGGGCUCAGUGAAUAUAUGACAGAAUUUGUCUUUGACUAUCAGCUCCAAGCUCAGACUGACAAAGCAGACGUCGAUCAUCCAUAUUAUGAUCCUCAACGCGAUGAAAAGCGGCAAGCUUGGGUUAAUGUCAAUUCGUUCGCAGCCAAGCUCUAUGCUCGGGGCAUCCGUGCUAAUCAUGUCGGUCAUCUCCGUCACGGUGGCUGGGUCUUGAGAAAGACACUGGAGAAAGCACCCUGGGAGAAAGUUCACCAUGAAGAUAUCGAACAGGAGCUGGAGGAUCUGGACAAUGAUGAUGAUGACGAGGAGUAUUGUGAGCUCCGUGACCACCUGCUGGAAGAGAUUGAUAUCAGAACCCUCAAUGGGUGGGUACCUGCCGCAGCACAGUGGAUCAGACAUUGUGGCAGGGAGAUAUAUGCAAUGGAAGGAUCCAUGGGAAGAGAAUUUCCAACGAAGUGGACAGGAUCCGAAGGUUGGUCAAAGGAACGGUGGGCGUUCUGGAAGGAGAGAUUCGAAUGGGUCAGCUUGGUCACUGCCUUGGAUCGAAAGACACGCAGGAUAGCCAAGGAGACGGUCCAAGAAAUGGCAAGAAUCGAACAGGGACAGGACUAG